Messenger RNA from Lotus japonicus, 603 nucleotides. RefSeq names its product chlorophyll a-b binding protein P4, chloroplastic-like. The record is from RefSeq and is a predicted model, not a curated record. Gene Ontology annotation, biological process: photosynthesis, light harvesting in photosystem I; response to light stimulus. Gene Ontology annotation, cellular component: membrane. The transcript is spliced from 3 exons. Lineage: Eukaryota; Viridiplantae; Streptophyta; Magnoliopsida; Fabales; Fabaceae. The coding region runs from base 1 to 603 and encodes 200 amino acids.
AUGGCCACCGUGACUACACAAGCUUCCGCCGCUGUUUUCCGGCCAUGUGCUUCUAAGUCGAGGUUUCUUACCGGCUCUUCUGGUAAACUGAACAGGGAAGUGGCUUUUAGGCCAAUGGGGUGUCCUCCUUCUACUUCUUUCAAGGUAGAAGCUAAGAAAGGAGAGUGGUUACCUGGCUUGGCCUCCCCAAAUUACCUCAAUGGCAGUCUUCCUGGUGACAAUGGGUUUGAUCCUCUGGCACUAGCUAAAGACCCAGAGAACUUGAAGUGGUUUGUUCAAGCAGAGCUUGUGAACGGACGAUGGGCCAUGUUGGGUGUUGCAGGGAUGUUGCUUCCUGAGGUACUCACCAACAUUGGACUCAUCAAUGUCCCCAAAUGGUAUGAUGCUGGGAAAGCAGAGUACUUUGCUUCAUCCUCAACCCUCUUUGUGAUUGAGUAUAUAUAUAUAUAUAUUAAAACACCAAAGUACAUAAAUCAGUUACAGGAAGAUAUAUGUAAACUGUUAGGAAGCUAUUUCCCUAACAGUGGAAUGCAAGUGAACAGAAGAGGAAUGGGUACCAAUUCUGACAAGAGCUAUGCUCCUAAUAGGAAGCUCAAAGUGUAA